Molecule: messenger RNA, 272 nt
Organism: Ambispora leptoticha
Lineage: Eukaryota; Fungi; Glomeromycota; Glomeromycetes; Archaeosporales; Ambisporaceae
Source: the annotation of a GenBank genome assembly
CAACAAGUCAUGAUCCUAUGAAUCGCCCAGCUAUUAAAGAUAUAUUUGAUCAACUAUUUGAUCUUUCUAAAAGAAAUCUUCCAUCUACUUUUCAACCUACUACUCUUCCAAGGCCAAAAGAAUUAACCAUUAAGGAUGCCAUCAAUAUUCAUCAAUCAAGGAGUGAUGAUCGUAAUAAAGCAUAUCAAAUAUUUUGCAAAUAUGCGAAUUUAGGCGAUCUCGUUGCGAAAUAUUGGGAUGGCAGCAUUAAAGCGCCAUCCAAAAGCUACUGA